Messenger RNA from Trematomus bernacchii (emerald rockcod), 2033 nucleotides. RefSeq names its product ATP-dependent RNA helicase DDX1-like. Gene Ontology annotation, molecular function: protein binding; ATP binding; nucleic acid binding. Lineage: Eukaryota; Metazoa; Chordata; Actinopteri; Perciformes; Nototheniidae. The transcript has 13 exons. The record is from RefSeq and is a predicted model, not a curated record. Bases 215 to 1234 code for a protein of 339 amino acids.
UUGAAUCUUGAGACGCCCAUUUCAAGUCCACCCAGCCCCGGCUGCUGGAUCAGUUCAUCCCUCUCCUGCAGCCAGAUUUGCGAGCCUGGAUGCCGGAUCACCGCAGAUAUUCUACCGCAACAGGUAAAUCACCAGGAACCAGGAGAGUCGUGUAGGGGGCGUGUCGUGUACUUGCUGCGACUGCAGCUGGACCAUAUUGUUCGUAGCAGCAAUAAUGGCAGCGUUUUCGGGGCCGUCCCUCCCUACUUUCCGAUCAUGCAGACAGCGGAGGGUGCCUCAACUGAGCCAAAAAUGCAGCGCUUAUUGGGCGCAAUUAGUGUGGCGCGGCACGGUUUCGCCGCUGCUUUUUACCCGUACAGCAAUUGGUCCAGAUGGACUGUGCUGCCAGAGCAGGGAGUUCAAAGAGUGGCAUGGCUGUCUCUUAACAAAAGGGGUUACCAAAGGGAAGUACUACUAUGAGGUGACCUGCCAUGACCAGGGUCUAUGUCGCAUUGGGUGGUCCACCAGUCAGGCAGCCCUGGACUUGGGAACUGAUAAGUAUGGUUUUGGCUUUGGUGGGACUGGAAAGAAAUCCAACAACAAGCAGUUUGACAGCUAUGGAGAGGAGUUUACCAUGCAUGAUACCAUUGGAUGCUACUUGGAUGUAGACAAGGGCCAAAUGUCCUUCUCUAAAAAUGGUAAUGACCUGGGUGUGGCUUUUGAGAUCCCUCAACAAUUGAAAAGUCAGCCCUUCUUUGCCUCCUGCGUUCUAAAGAAUGCAGAGCUGAAGUUCAACUUUGGAGGAGAAGACUUUAAAAAUGCCCCCAAGAGUGGGUUUGUUGCCAUGGACCAGGCGCCAGAGGGCCACGCAGUCAAAUCUACUCAGGCAGGCAGUGCCAAAGUGAGUCAGGUGAAAGCAACAUCCAAUUCACCCAAAGCCCUGAUCAUCGAGCCAUCUAAAGAAUUGGCCCAACAAACCCUCAACAAUGUCAUUCAAUGUGCGAAAUACGUGGAUAACCCCAAACUCAGGAACCUGUUGGUGAUUGGUGGUGUGCCUGCCAAGGACCAGAUGGCUGCUCUGGAACAUGGGGUUGACAUUGUCUUGGGAACACCCAGAAGACUGUACGACCUCAUAUCCACCGGGAAGCUCAGUCUGUCCCAAGUCCGCUUUCUCGUCCUGGAUGAGUGUGAUGGCCUUCUGUCCGCAGGCUAUACAGACUUUAUCAACAGGAUUCAUAACCAAAUCCCUCAGUAAUAUUGUGUUGCACUGUUGGAGAAGCCUGUGACUUAAGAAUUUCAUCGACAUAACUACUCUGUAGCUAUGGUUGUAUGACUAAUAAAGAACCUUGAACACGCGACUGAAGGAGGACGGAGGUUGCACCAUCUGGUACAAAGAGAAAGAGCUCCUGUCAGAUAUUGAGGAGCAUCUGAAGUGCACCGUCACACAGUGCAAGCCAGACAUCAAAGUACCUUUGGAUGACUUCAGAUACAUCAACUGCAGUUGUGUUGAGCAUGACUAACAAACCUGUUGCCCUUGCCUAGGUGGUAACUACAAGGGUCACGUGGAUGCUCUGGCACCAACGGUCCUGGAACUGGCUAACCUCGAGAGGGAAGCCCAAUCUUCCUUCCUCCACCUGGGAUACCAAACCAGCUUUUCAGAGCUUUCUGAACACGCCCCAACUAGCACUAAAACUGUACAGAUUAAAGAAAUGCUCCAACAGGAAACAGAAUCUUUAUGAUACAACGCAGUAGUGUGCAGUUAUUUCUCAAGUUUUUUUCCCACCCAGAAUUAUGAACAUAACAUAAAAGUUAAACAAAAUUAUACUAUUUCACUCGGUAUGCCAAACUUGUCUCUGGCAUCUGAUACAUACACUAAUGAAAAAUACUUUGCUGGAUUGUGUUUUAUUUUCUGAUUGAUGUGGUUGAAUUAAAUAUUUAAGUUUCUUUAUGGCAUAAUUGGCUAGAAAGUCAAUGUAUUGAAGUGUCUGGGUGUAUUUUGUGUGAAAUAAACUGUAAUAGCCUGCUCAGUUUGAGUUCAAAAGCAGGCAAGUAUC